Pocillopora meandrina is the source of this 3769-nucleotide messenger RNA. The record is from the annotation of a GenBank genome assembly. NCBI's taxonomy places the organism in Eukaryota, Metazoa, Cnidaria, Anthozoa, Scleractinia, Pocilloporidae.
AUGGUGUUUUUCCUAGUAUCUGGACAGUCGUCUGUGACAGUUACAAGUUCAUGCGCAAGCCUUUUGACCAUAGAAACAAGAACAGCGGGUCUAAUAUACUCAAAUUAUAAUGGAACUUACUUGGACCACAUGAAUUGCAACUGGAAUAUUUCUUCAAAUGCAAAACUGGAACUUGCAUUCAUAAGAUUCCAAACUGAGUCUGGUUAUGACUUUGUCAAGGUGUACGAUGGCCCAACAUCUUCCUCCACACUUAUUGGCGAGUAUGAUGGAGACUCUUUGCCUAGAAACAUUACAAGCUCUUCUCAUGAGCUCUUUAUUACUUUCACAACUGACGGUUCAGUUAUAAAACCAGGGUUCCUAGCGCACUAUCAUAGUAAGUAUCAACUCGUUUCGAUAAAAGGUAGCUCUUGGUCGGGAAUCAGCUUUCCAAAAUUUGUUAAGGCUGUUCGGAACGUCCGAAAUUCAGGACCAUGCUUUAUGUUUUCAUCUUGAACUUGGCCUUACGGCACUCAUCCGAACCAAAUAAGUUCUUGCACUAACUGAGAUUAUACGGAUGAACAAUCCAUCAUUUACCAUACUAUUAUUUCUUACACCCUCCUCCAUCCUUGUCUCUAUAAUUUCCAUCUCCUUGCAUUUAUUGUAAUGGUAUUACAAGAGCGGCUGAUCAGGAGUCGUCUACAACUAAUGUAUGCAAAGUCGAGCGUACUACGUUGUUUUCAACAUGUCGCUUUCUUGAUAUUGUUCUCGUAAACGGCUAAAAAGGAAUUCUAAAAAAUCGUUUUCGCAUUCUGUUCUUUUGGUUCAACAUUUUUUGAUAAUGUGGUAUUUAUUUCUAUUGUUUUCAUUUCUUAACGUUAUUUUAUCGUCUCUUUCAGUAUCUGGUCAGCCAUUUGCGACUGUUUCGAGUUCAUGUGCGGACAAGUUGACAGUUCGAUCAAGUUCAAGUGGAAUAAUAUUUUCAAACAGAGAUGGUGCCUACGCUCAUAAUGUGAACUGCAGUUGGAGUAUAUUUUCUAGUACUAAUGUGGAACUAGUAUUUUUCAGAUUCGAUACUGAAGAAAAUCACGACUAUAUCUACGUGUACGAUGGUGGAUCUAUGAUGUCCUCUUUAAUAGGCAAAUACCACGGAAACUCCUUGCCAGCGGUCAUCACAAGCUCAUCCAAUCAGCUUUAUGUUACCUUUAGCAGUGACACCAAAGUUUCAAGUACUGGGUUUGCGGCAAGUUACCAUGGUAAGACAUCUUUGCAAAACUUUUCAGAAUUCGUGUACUCUUGUAAUUACUGCAAAAGUAAGUGAAAUGAAAGAAUGAUUCAGAAUAAUUAGCAUAUACUAAAACGGUGGAUAGCUUUGAAGGCGCGCUCUGAUUGGCUACUCAGACUCCAAAUAUCCCCUUCUAUUCACCUCCGAACAACUCGAGCGGGAUUCGCGCCCGAAAAUAUUGUAAUCGUUGCAGGAAGAAAUGAAUUAAAAUCACCUUUUUUGUUAUAUCAUAUCAAUGUUUUAUUAUAUAUUAAAACAUUUUUUCACCUCAAUGUCGGUGAGUGGGUAUUUAACUUGCCGCUUCGAGGCUUGGUAAAUUUCCAUAACAAGCCACCUCCGAUUUGGCGAACAGAUGUUUACUGUCCUUCAAUCCUACAUUUCCACUCGACUUGGUUAGCCUGAUAACUAGGUGGCUUUUAAACCAUAAGCAGAUCACAUCAGAGAUAUAAAUAUUUACAGGUUUUGCAAAAUCAAAGGUUCUAAUGCCGAGUAACUGGGGCUUCGCCUCCUUCAAUAAAACUCAGAAAUAAACAACCAAGGUAGUUACUUUAACAAAAGCGUCGAUGUAAAUAUAUGACUAUAGUUCAAGAGAGAAAACCAAAUUUAACCACAGAAAAAUUGGUUUGAGGCAUGCGCUCUAGAAACAGUGAACAGAUAAAGAAUGGGUAGAGACAUAAAUUCUUACAAUAAGUAAUGAGUGACUUAGCCAUGCGGCAAAGGAAGAACACGAGUGAAAUAACUGAGGUAUGAAUGAAAAAGCGAACAGCGAACCAUGACAAUGAUAUAUUUUUGUAUACUAAACUGGAUAGAGUUGAAGGUGAAUUCUUAUGGCUACUCAAACUCUGAACAUCUUUUGCUUUUCACCGACUAACGCGCGCGGGAUUUGCGCCCGAAUACUUUGUAAUCGUUAUAAGUGAGUUAAAAUCAUCAUUUCGUGCCAUAUCAUCGUACUGUUUUGGUAUUUACAAAGCCAACUAUUUAUCACAGUGAAAUAUUCAACACUAGCCACCUCCACUUCAGUAAAUGGUUGUUGAUCAUGGUGCACCUGUGAAAUCAAUGUUCCUUAAGAUAAUCUGACUUAUAAUAGUGGAGAGAAUAACGGCAAAAGCCUAUUAAUAAUAGUGUUUUUGAAUUUUUUUUCAUACAGCUUAUAACACAAUUCGCCUUGUUGGAGGAAACACGACACUGACCGGGAGGGUAGAAGUUUACCAUGGCGGCCAAUGGGGAAUAAUCUGUGAAGACGGCUGGGACAUCAACGACGCUCAUGUGAUUUGCAGACAGCUUGGCUUUCCUUCAGCCACUCAAGCCUUUCAUAGCGCCAAGCAUGGUCAAGGGUCUGGUCAGAUAUGGAUUGAUAGUCUGGACUGCUCAGGAUAUGAGUUACGCAUCGACGAGUGCAACCAUGAUGGAUGGGGAAAUCAUGAUUGUGGACACAACGAAGACGCCAGUGUAGAAUGCUCCUCCACAAUCCCUUGAUCGGGUUAACGUUAUGGCAAUCACCUGUUUAAAUCACUCACCCCCGAAAGUAACUAAUGGAAGGACAGGGGAGCGGAGUUUUCCAAAAUUCAUGAAUUUACAGUCUUAGCGCUUUCCAUAAAUUGCUAUGGAAAUACCUUCUAAAGAGUCCUAUUUACUCAAAAAUAUUCUUGGCACUUCUCCGUAAAUUCAACUAUUAUUGUUGAGACGUACCAAUUGACGGAGGUUAUUACAAUAUUUUUUUUUUGAAAUGGGAAAUGAAGAUUGUGAUCACUCCGAAGACGCAAGUCUAGAAAGUUCCUCAAUAAUUCAUUGAUCAAUUGAAUUAAAAAAAAAAAUGGGGAGGGUGUUUUACUCAAUUGUGAACGGUUAUGUCGGGCCCUGAGUUCCAUUGCAUUUAAAAUACCACUUUCAUAAAAGGGCUCCAUUCAGGUAUCUCUUGUAAUUAAACUCCAUGCGGGAUAUUCAGUUAUCUCUUGGACGUCUUGAAAUUAUAAUUAUUAUUACUAUUGUUAUUAUCAUUUCUAUCGUUUUGUUCUGUCAUGUAUUAUCGCUAGUUAAGCUUUAAAUCUCCUUUUGAGAACUCUCUGAGAAAUCCUGACAAAUCCCUGGUCAAUACAGUGGGGAAAAGCACUCAAAUUAUGUUAACCACACCUUUUGCUGUUCAUUUACGCAAAAUGUACUUUCAUUUACGUCAACAGUUGAAACUAUACGGCAAAUAUACAUUCAUUAGCACUUCCACUUGGACAAUCAAACAUAACAGAUAGACUUUCAACCUCGCGCAACGGUUGAUCAUUAACACUAAUAGAAAAUCAAUUGCAUAGUAUGACAAUCAAUUGCGUAUUAGAGACAUACAAUAAUACAAUUUGCAUAGAGACGCACAAUCAGUUGCACCUUCAUACAAUCGUUUAUUCAAAAUGGUAAAUCGUUAACGCGAACUGACAAACAUUGGUGUUUUUAGAAUAACCAGUAGGAAGAAAAAAUAUUCAUCAGUGUCAUUCAGCGUAGUUGCGUGUAUUUAAAUUACUGAAC